UGCACGGUGAUUAACGUUUCUCAUGGUCUUGCUUGAGUUUCAUCUUGAUCCUGCCAAGGGCCAAUGAGCAGCUAAGGUGUCACAAUGUCUUCUGUUGGCCCCUGUCAAAGAGAAAGCUUAAGAAGUACAUUAUGAGGUACUUGAACCUGAUUGGAUAUCCUUCCUACAUCAGAACUUGCAACUCUUAGUACACCAGCAGACUAUCAGUGGGAUGAAGAGCACUGGAGCUCCAGACGCUAAAUGAAACCAAAACUCAAAGCCACAGUGGCUUUCUCAGGUGGAAAAAACUGAAACAACUUGGAGACAUUGGGGCAAUGGCUGCUGCUCGCAGACCAAAGUGCAGGGCCCGGUUUCCAAGGAGAAAGAAGCAGGCCAGAGGCAGGAAGAGAACACACCGAAAGCUGUUGCCAAAGUGCAGAAAGCAACGUAGAAAACAAGGCAAGCAGGGCACAAUAACGGUGAGAAAGCUAGGUGGGCCUCAAAAGCCAGGUCUGAAGCGACCUUAUGAUGAGUUUGUUUCUAAAGUCCUGCGUCGGCUGCAUCGGGACAAAAUACCCAUAUCAACCAAAGCAAAGGGAAAGAUGAUCUCCUUCAUAAGGAAGUUCUACAACAACGUGUCUGAGAAGGCCCAGUGUAACAAGAGAGUCAAGCAGAGCUGUACCAUCGGCUCCAAGGAAUUACAAAAUGCAUUAAAGAAAGUGAUGCGCAAAAAGCACGCCAUGGAUUUGGUCCAAACUAUACGCAAAGAGCCACGACGCUAUUAGAACUGCUCCUUCCUAUUUUCUUUGGUUGGCCCUUGUGACAUCUACAAACAAGAGGAGGGGAGAGUGAGCCAGCCUUCAAAACAACGCCCCCCACCCCAACAUCUAGUUUCCACCUGAUGAAAAGUCCAGACAAUACUCUAAAGAUACUGAUAAUCUCUUCCUUUUUGAGGAACAUCUCACACAAGCACAGGAACCAACAACCUUCUGACCUGCAGAAAACUCCUCACAUCACUGGAAAAAAAUCUUUGGAAAAGAAACAUCUUAUUCUUAGGAG
Molecule: messenger RNA, 1038 nt
Organism: Notechis scutatus (mainland tiger snake)
Lineage: Eukaryota; Metazoa; Chordata; Lepidosauria; Squamata; Elapidae
Source: RefSeq, a predicted model, not a curated record